This is a messenger RNA of Xenopus tropicalis (tropical clawed frog), 2986 nucleotides long. Its product is annotated as extracellular calcium-sensing receptor. The transcript has 7 exons. Gene Ontology annotation, biological process: G protein-coupled receptor signaling pathway. Gene Ontology annotation, molecular function: G protein-coupled receptor activity. The record is from RefSeq and is a predicted model, not a curated record. The coding region runs from base 1 to 2694 and encodes 897 amino acids. Gene Ontology annotation, cellular component: cell periphery; membrane; plasma membrane. NCBI's taxonomy places the organism in Eukaryota, Metazoa, Chordata, Amphibia, Anura, Pipidae.
AUGCAAUUGCAUCGCAGCACGGACCUACAAGCAGCAGAUGCAAUUGCAUCGCGUCUGCUGCUUGUCCUGUGUCUUCCCCUGCUCCUUGCCCCCUCAGCGCCGCCCACGCACUUCCUGUGCUGCGAGAACAUCAGAGAGGACUCCUGCCUGCGAUCCCUGAGACCUUCUACUGCUGUCACCGUGGCUUCCAAAAUCAGCUGCAACCUGCCCAGCGAGGACAUCGGCAGCUACAUCAGUCGCCCAGGAGAUAUUAUCGUAGGGGGAAUCAUUCCGGUUCAUUUUAAUAUCAUCUACAAUAAGGCCAAUUUCACCAGCCAACCCCGGGAGCUGCAAUGUCGGACGGUUGCUGAUGAGUAUUACAUGAGCCUACAGGCCCUGAUAUUUACUGUAGAGAGGAUUAAUGCAGACCCAGAGCUCCUGCCCAACAUUACACUGGGUUUCCAUAUUUAUGACACGUGCAGAACGUUACAGCGAGCGGCCCAGGGAACGCUAUUAAUGCUCUCGGGAGGAAAAGAUAUCACCCCAAAUUAUCAAUGUCACACAGUAGCACCCUACGCUGGCGUCAUUGGUGAUUCUACAUCCAGACGUUCCAUUCUUAUGGCCCAGAUCUUGGGGCUGUACCGAUACCCACAGGUCAGUUAUUUCGCAACCAGCCCUAUUCUAAGCGACCGGAACCAGUUCCCUUCCUUCUUGCGGACCAUUCCCAGUGAUGAGUUUCAAAUGAAAGGCCUGGCCCAGCUGGUUUCCUACUUCGGUUGGUCUUGGCUGGGCAUCUUGGCCACCGAUGAUGAGUACGGUCAGUUCGGACUUCAGAUAAUAAAGCAGGAGAUAGCGAAGGCUGGGGCUUGUGUGGCCUUUGCUGAGUACAUACUGACCAGUAAGCCUGACAGAAAUGCUCCUCAUCUCAUACAAGUGAUACAAAUGUCAACUGCAAGGGUGGUGGUUGUGAUCUCAACCAGUACAGACUUUGCCAUCGUCCUGGAAGAGAUGCUGAAGCAGAACGUGACGGGCUACACUUGGAUCGGCAGCGAAGGCUGGUCGACCUCCGAUUUGCUUUCUAACAAGAGAUUCCAAGGGAUACUGACCGGCACCGUCGGCUUCGCCAUACACCAAGGGCAGAUGCCCCAGUUCCCUCAGCAUCUCAGCAGCCUCAGCCCUUUGAACGAUCCUUACGAUACGUUCAUGAGGGAAUAUUGGGAGCAAACGUUCUCUUGUCGAUGGCCGGAUUCCGACACCUCAGCGGCCAAUGGGAGCUUGAAGGCGUGUACAGGGAAUGAAAAGCUGGCAAGUCUGAUUGCAGGAAUAGACUAUCGGAUAGCGCACACUUUAUAUGUGGCUGUUUAUGCCAUCGCCUGGGGCCUACAUAGUAUGAUCAAUUGUUCUCCUGGGUAUGGACCAUUCCACGCCGGCUCGUGUGCCAAUAUUUCAUCGUUCUACCCUUGGCAACUCCUCCAUUACGUUAGAAACGUGAAUUUUGUGACCAGCGACGGAGCCCGGGUUUUCUUUGACGAGAAGGGGAACCCUCCGGCCAUAUACGACAUCGUAAACUGGCGGCUGAGUGCCAAAGGCUCCCUGGAGAAGGUUACAGUUGGCAGUUACGACUCGAGCAGCCCCGAUGGGAAAACACUGAAACUCAAUGUUUCUAACAUUAUAUGGAUCACCCAGACACAGGUUCCUGUAUCGUACUGCAGCCCAGCUUGUCCCUCAGGAUUUAGGAAGCUGAUCGUACCAGGGAAACCCCCCUGUUGCUAUGAGUGUGCCCGGUGUCCCCAGGGGCAGAUUUCGAACCAAACAGAUGCUUUGGAAUGUCAUCCAUGUUCCUGGGACACGUGGCCCAAUCUACAGCAGGACAGAUGCCUACCAAGAACUGUUGAGUUCCUUACCUAUACGGAGCCUUUGGGUUACAGCCUAGCAGCCAUCACUAGCUUCUCUACUUUGACCCCCAUUACUAUACUGGGAGUUUUUAUUUAUUACAGGAAAACACCAAUAGUCCGAGCCAACAACUACUCCCUUAGCUGCCUUCUCCUGCUUUCCCUGUUCCUCUGUUUCCUUUGCUCUUUAGGGUUCAUUGGUUACCCACAGCCUGAAAAGUGCCUUCUGCGCCAGGUGGCAUUUGGGAUGGUUUUUGCCCUCUGCAUCUCCUGUGUUCUGGCCAAAACCAUCACUGUUGUCAUUGCCUUUAAUGCAACCAAACCCGGCAGCAGGUUAAGGAAGUGGACAGGGGUGAAGGUGCCCUACUGCGUUAUUGUGUUCUGUGCCUUAAUUCAAUUAUUUCUGUGUGUUAUGUGGUUGAUAUUGUCUCCUCCCUUCCAUGAGUAUGACACUGACACAAAACCUGGAGUACUUAUAGUGAACUGCAAUGAAGGCUCAACCACUGCUUUCUGGUGCAUGCUGGGAUACCUUGGACUCUUGGCCUCCAUCAGUUUCAUUGUUGCCUUCCUGGCCAGACGCCUCCCUGACAGUUUCAAUGAAGCCAAAUUGAUCACAUUCAGUAUGUUGGCUUUCCUCAGUGUGUGGGUGUCCUUUAUCCCAGCCUAUCUCAGUGCCCGGGGCAUGUAUACUGUGGCAAUGGAGGUCUUUGCCAUCCUGUCUUCCAGUUGGGCUGUGGUGGGCUGUAUCUUUGUGCCAAAAUGUUACAUUAUAUUGUUCAGACCCAACAUGAACUCCAGAGAACAUCUCCUUGGAAAAAAAUAGAACCCAAAACUAAUAUACAACAUCAUAUACAAAAGGGGGCAUUUAUUAACAUUCAGAUUUUCUUGGUUUUCUAGUUUUUCAAGCCACGAGUAAACUCAUUUCCAUGAAUGCCAGUCACUUGUGAAAAUAUCCGAAAUGAAAAGGCACAAACAAAAAUGACACAGAAAAAAUGCAAAAACCACAACUUUCUGGUUUUGUCGCCCGAAUGCCAACAUAAAAAAACCUAGAAUAUGCCUAAAACCAUGACGCAAAGAAAGAUCUUCCAAUUGGAAAAGGGACAUCUGCCAUUGGC